AUGAUUAAAAAUUGGUGUUUACUAACGCCCUCCCGCUCACAAGAAAUUUUGGCGAAGACUCGUCUCAACGGCAUUCGCAAAACCAUAUAUUCCGUCAAUGGUGAUAGCUACACUGGGGAGUGGAAAGACAACAAAAAGCAUGGUACAUUUCCCUCAUACGGUUACGGCGAAAACUGGUACAGCUGUAACGAGUUUUAUGAGGGAGAGUGGUACGAAAAUAAGCGAAGUGGGUGGGGCCGCUACUACUACAAAGAUGGAGCCAUGUACGAAGGCGAAUGGUUACAUGAUAAACGUUGGGGUAAUGGAAUGUUGCGACUACCAAAUGAGAAUAGAUAUGAAGGUGGUUGGAUUGAUGACAUGAAAAAUGGUAAAGGAAAGUACAUCUUCCACACAACCAAUCAGGUUAUGGAGGGAAUAUGGAUUGAUGAUGUUGCAAAACAAGCCAUUUUUACUGAUCUUGGUCCUCGGAUGGAGAAAACCGAAACAACCUACCCCAUCCCAAGUCUGGAAUUGCAAUCAUGGGAUGCAGUUUGGCGCGAUACGGCCGAAGACAAUAUGAGACUACUGCAAGAGAAAUAUCCACAAAUCUCCAUGUAG
Hydatigera taeniaeformis is the source of this 597-nucleotide messenger RNA. The record is from the annotation of a GenBank genome assembly. NCBI's taxonomy places the organism in Eukaryota, Metazoa, Platyhelminthes, Cestoda, Cyclophyllidea, Taeniidae.